This is a messenger RNA of Pediculus humanus corporis (human body louse), 387 nucleotides long. Its product is annotated as retinal homeobox protein, putative. The coding region runs from base 1 to 387 and encodes 128 amino acids. Gene Ontology annotation, biological process: positive regulation of transcription by RNA polymerase II. The record is from RefSeq and is a predicted model, not a curated record. NCBI's taxonomy places the organism in Eukaryota, Metazoa, Arthropoda, Insecta, Psocodea, Pediculidae. The transcript has 3 exons. Gene Ontology annotation, molecular function: DNA-binding transcription factor activity, RNA polymerase II-specific; RNA polymerase II cis-regulatory region sequence-specific DNA binding.
AUGACACGUGAAAAUAGUUGCAAUUCGAACGAUGGUAUAACCGAUCUUCGUUACCAAACAAACGAUAAAAGUUGCAGCGAAGAUGAAGAUACUGCGAGUCCCGUACAGGGUCCCACGACUCCCGGAAGUACCGGAAGUGCAAAUAACGACGGUGCGGAUUCAAUAAAUAAAAAAAAAUUAAGGAGAAAUAGAACGACGUUUACGACGUAUCAAUUACACGAAUUAGAAAGAGCUUUUGAAAAAUCUCAUUAUCCGGAUGUUUAUUCGAGAGAAGAAUUAGCCAUGAAGGUCAAUUUACCGGAAGUACGAGUACAGAGUGAGAGAGAAAGAACAUUUUCUGUUUUUUUUUUUAACUUGUCAUCAAAAUUAUUGUCGUGGAAAUUGUGA